This is a messenger RNA of Chara braunii, 1764 nucleotides long. Lineage: Eukaryota; Viridiplantae; Streptophyta; Charophyceae; Charales; Characeae. The record is from the annotation of a GenBank genome assembly.
UGUUAUGCCCGAUGGUCGCAUCGUUUUGCAGCGGUUGAGACGCGGGGGCAGACGGGAUGAGAAUAUUGCGUCUCGUGUGCGCAGACGUCGUGUCCACAUUGCGACCGACACGGGGCCCGACACGUGUCAUGUGGCAGGACCCGGUUGCCGUGUCAGAGGACGAGAUGGGAAAUCCUUCCAACGAGACGCGGCGUGACCCCGUUUACGCAGAGGCGCAAGCCUCGGUGACAAAUGCGAUGGUGACAGAGGAGGAUACUGGGUCGCCAGCGCCGGUUGUUGGCACUGAGGAGGAGACGAAGUUCGGAGGACCCGGUCCACUCCGCCAGGCGCAGACUCGGUGCACUCCAGCAGGCGCCCCAGUCCACUCCAUAGGAGCGGGUUUGGAGCACGGCGAGGCACGACGUGAGCUGCCUCCUCACACGAGUGACGACGGUCUAGAGGAUGGAGAGGUUGCACCUACUCCCACUUGUGGACAGGACGGGGAGGACAAACGUCCUCCUAUGGGCCACCAGCCUGCUGGACGAGAUGACGCGCGUCGUGACAGACGGUUCGACGAGUUCGGCGGCGAUACGAUACUGCAUCCUCUAGAGUCCGGCACUCCCACCAUUUUUUAUGUCGGUGGACCGUGGGCGGUGGAGCAGGGGUUGGCGGAGGAGGUGGCACAAAACCGUCAUGGCGGACCGCCCGUCGCAGCGAAACGUAGUCUGGGAGGUUCACUAGAGGUAGCGUCUGGAGAUUCUGCGGCGCAGUUAUCGGACGGUGUGUCAUCAGUCCGUCAACUGGAUAAGGGCUCGCAGCGAGAGCCACAUCGAGGCUCGACGGAGACUUUAGAGGCGAGGCCUCCCGAAGUUGUCCGCUCUUACGGAGGCGAGGGUGUGGGCCAUGAUACGGCGCAGCCAGGGAGCGCAGACGCUGGACGGUCCAUCCGGGGGGGCAUCGAGCGCAUAGGGUCAUCGACCUCACACCCCAACAUUGUUAGGCCCAACUCACAUGACGUUGGAGACGCGCACACAGAGGAACCUCGACCGCAUCUGAUGGGGAUGCGUGACAUCAUGCGUCCACCACCCUCACGCUCGCCUGCUGCUGACCUCGUCGCCCACAGGCAGGCCUCGCAGAGCGCAUUGCCGACGAGGUAUUUCUACGACGGUGCGGCCAUGGACCGGAGGGCGGGCGAUAUCGGACAUGCAUCAGCAUGCGGACCGGCAAAUGUGACCGCGGGGGCGCGAUUGAUCCGCAACGUCGAUGGUACUUGUUACGAUUCCAUGAGAGCUUACAAGGAGCAGCAUGGGAGGCCUAUACGGGCCAAGACGACCGAUGUCCAUGACACCAGGACGGCUACUGCGAGGCUAUCACGGGCGAGGAAGAAGGGAACAGGUGCGUCGAUUCCGUAUCACCGGCGCCGCCCGCAUCCUUUUUUCCGCAAUAGUGACGAGACCAGACAGAUGCCAGCUGCUGCAGAUGGAAGGGGCAGGGUGGACGGAGGUGACAGAGUGAACGAAUCAGGGCGAGGUGAGAAGAGACGAGGCGGCACGAUCAUCAUCCACGACGACAACUCCACAACCGCUGAGGGUGGUGAGACCACAGGCGCCGACGAUCCUGAUGACUCCGAUUACGUCCCGAGGAUCCGGACGGCGGACGGAGAUGACGGCGGAGGUCGUCGCGGUGUUGGGGUUGAGGCGCUACCCAUCUGAGGGUAGCGCAACAGGGUUCUGAGGUUGUUUCAGUUGAACGAUGCUCUGAGUUCAAUAAACAGUGUUAAUACUU